GCUCCCCGCCGCCGCCCAUGAGCGCUGCGCGGCGCGGCCCGGGUCUGUAGGCGGCGGGGCGCCCCCCCAUGCUGCUGCAGCCCGCGCCGUGCGCCCCGAGCGCGGGCUUCCCGCGGCCCCCGGCCGCCCCCGGCGCCAUGCACGGCUCGCAGAAGGACACCACGUUCACCAAGAUCUUCGUGGGCGGCCUGCCCUACCACACCACCGACGCCUCGCUCAGGAAGUACUUCGAGGGCUUCGGGGACAUCGAGGAGGCCGUGGUCAUCACCGACCGCCAGACGGGCAAGUCCCGCGGCUACGGCUUCGUUACUAUGGCCGACCGGGUUGCAGCUGAGAGAGCUUGCAAAGACCCUAAUCCCAACAUCGACGGCCGCAAGGCCAACGUGAACCUGGCAUAUCUGGGCGCCAAGCCGAGGAGCCUCCAGACGGGCUUUGCCAUCGGCGUGCAGCAGCUGCACCCCACCUUGAUCCAGCGGACUUAUGGGCUGACCCCCCACUACAUCUAUCCGCAAGCCAUCGUCCAGCCCAGUGUGGUGAUCCCGGCUGCCCCAGUCCCGUCGCUGUCCUCGCCCUACAUCGAGUACACGCCAGCCAGCCCGGCCUAUGCGCAGUACCCGCCAGCCACCUUUGACCAGUAUCCCUACGCCGCCUCGCCCGCCACGGCCGCCAGCUUCGUGGGCUACGGCUACCCGGCCGCCAUGCCUCAGGCGCUGUCGGCCACAGCCCCCGCGGGCGCCGCCUUCGUGCAGUACCAGCCUCCGCAGCUGCAGCCCGACCGGAUGCAGUGAGGGCGCCCCCUCCUGGGCCCUGGGCCCGCGGCCCCGGCACCCCCACGCCGGGUGAGCGGCUGGCCGCGCUUCGGCGUGCACACCCGCGCGUGUGCCUCGGGAGAGCCCGCAGGAACCCCCGCCUGACCCCGGAUGGGCUGGAGACCACUUCUCUCUAAAUCCAGGCCCCGCCACGCCUCGAGGGAGGACUCUGGGGAAAAAGACUGACCGAACGCUCUUUGAAGAAGCAACCCAGACCUCGCGCACACCGCCACCCUUCCUCCCGCACCUGCCGCCCCUCCCCGCACCCCAGGCGCCCGCGGGCCCGCCCCCCAGCGCCCGGCCGGGGCCCUCGCCGCCCUGCACAGACUGGCUGCCCGUCGGGCUCUGCAGACGCUUCGUCCUGCCCGAGAUGCCUUAGUCCAGCGCCGCCCGAGAGUGUGGCAGGGGCGGGCUGUGUCCGCAGGUGCACCCGCGGGGCCGGGCGCCGCCGCCGGGCGUGCGGGGGCGGGGGCACCUGCCUCCGGAAUUCGCGUCUUCUAGACCACAGCCCACCACGCCCCCACCCCCACCCCCCGGGCUCCCGGGCGCAGCAGGGCCCCUGGCGACGUCCCUUUCUGUCAAAGCUGCAGCUCUUUUCUUACUGUCAUUGUUUUGCUACUAAGAUGAUUUCAGAAUGUCAGUCUAUUUUUUCAACCGGCACUCCCACCACCAAGAAUCCAGAACCUAUUUUUGACUUUGAGAGACUCGCUUUGGUCGACGGCUCCGCCCGAGGACACAGUGACAGUAUUUCCGUGUGAUAAAGCGCCCCUCAGAGGGCAGGCGUCUCCAGGCCCGUCUCGCUAGGCGACAGCAAGUUGUCUCAGAGCUUGUCCCCCGGCCUUGUCCGCAGGGGGCGGCAGGGAGUGGGGCCCAAGGUGAUACGCUGGCCAAGGGGCCGCAGCGCAGUGUCCCGGCCAGUGGUGGGGGGCCUCCGAGUGCAGAGCCACACAGCCGCGCCCGUCCGCCCUCCCUCGCGGUGUUACCCGCUGUAUACCAGCCUGGGCGGUGGGAUCGAGCUGAGACACAUCCCACCUGCCUUGGGGUCUCGCUCAGUUCAGGGUGGAGGCGAGAUGUUCCAACAGGGCGGGGCACCUGGGCCCUGCGGUGGCCCCUGGCUCCGAGGAGGAGGGGAGUGAGCUGAGGGGCAGCCUGGCAGAGGAGACGGGCAGAGGGAUUUGGGGAGAGCGGGCCGCAGAGUUGGGGGGCACUGGGGGUAUUCCUUCGGACCUACCUCAGGGAAGUGGGAGGCCUCAGGGGGCUGACCGACGUGGGCAAGCACUUAGCGGCACGCCUGGUACAGAGCCAAGGCCCAGAAAAUAAAGGUAGCUAAUAUUAUAAUAAUAUUUUUAUUAGAACG
This is a messenger RNA of Neomonachus schauinslandi (Hawaiian monk seal), 2166 nucleotides long. It is a transcript of the gene RBM38, whose product is annotated as RNA binding motif protein 38. Bases 69 to 788 code for a protein of 239 amino acids. Gene Ontology annotation, molecular function: RNA binding. The record is from RefSeq and is a predicted model, not a curated record. NCBI's taxonomy places the organism in Eukaryota, Metazoa, Chordata, Mammalia, Carnivora, Phocidae. The transcript is spliced from 4 exons. Gene Ontology annotation, cellular component: cytosol.